Durusdinium trenchii is the source of this 1359-nucleotide messenger RNA. The record is from the annotation of a GenBank genome assembly. Lineage: Eukaryota; Dinophyceae; Suessiales; Symbiodiniaceae.
AUGAAAAGGCCAGCCACCCAAACAGAGGAUGGCUUCCACACACCAGAAGCCAAGCAAGGCUUGGUUUCAUCUGAUUUGGAUGGGGAGCCACUAGAGGACGGUGACACAAAAAGUGAAAGUGGCAACACCAAGGUAAGCUCAAAGGCCAAGGGCAAACCAAAGGGCAGCCCAAAGGCCAAGGGCAAACCAAAGGGCAGCCCAAAGGCCAAGGGCAAAGCCAAGGGCAAAGCCAAGGCUAGCCCAAAGGCAAAAACAAAGGGCAAACCAAAAGGAAAGCCAAAAGGCAACGGCAAGUCGAAGGGAAAAGGCAAGAAUAAGGAAACUGAAGAGAAAAAGGCUGGAGCUGGAGAGGCAGAAAAGUCAGAAAAGGACAAACAGUCUUUGAGACACAAGACUGAAAGUUGGAAGAGAGGAGUGUCGGCAGAACAGAAGGCAAAGGAAGAAAGCGAUGGUGAAGAUGAUGCAGAGAAAAGAGACUAUGCAAAAGCAAGAAAGUUCAAUAAACUUGUGAAGAAUGGAUCCUUGCCAGAAGGAGUGAUGCUGCUAGUCGACAGGGUGAGCAACUCAGAUGCACCAAGAAAGAACAAAACGGCCCUCAUCAAUGCCCUUUUCAAAAAGGAUGGUAAAGAUGGGGAGCUGACUUUGAACAUGUCUGGGCAGGCUUGGCAGAGCUUCAAGAGCAACUGGGUGAGCAAGGAAGAAAAAGAGAAGUUCACUGGGGAACCCAGGACAGUCUUUCUGUGGAAACACUUCAAUGGCAAUGAAGAGGCCUUGCAGAGGGCCAUCGACAAGAAAGAGGUGUUGAGCACCAAGAGGGGUGGCAUUGAGUACUUGUGCACACCUUCCUUCCAGAUGGUCAAGACCAAGGGAGAGAGCGACAAGACAAGCUUGGAAGCCAAUUGGAAGGUGGACAAAGAUGACUACUUGGCAAUGGCUUCAGCUUUUGCACAGUAUGGCUUGCAAGGUGACUCAGAUGAGGAGAAGAAAGGUUCUUCUUCCAGCAAGGGCAAAAGGGAACUUGAAGAUGCAGUUGACUUCAAAAAGUGCGAGAAGAUGCUGACAGAGGCCAAGUCAUGCCAAGACAGAAUGGAGAAGGACAUGUACAAGCUGAAGCCACGCAUCGAGACAGCCAAAGACAUGGAGAUGCUGGCACAGUUGAAGAAGCUGCUUACUUCUGUGGUUGCCCAAAAGAAGGAUGUGGAUUAUGUGCUGACAUGGCAGGAGUUGCCAGGCGAUGAUGGAGUGAAGCUGACACAUGCAAGCUUCAAGGCAUGGAUGCACCACCUAGCGACACAGACUGAGCAGAACCAAGAGGGCAUUGAAUCUCUGAAAGCAGUCCUCAAAGCAAGGAAGCUGUAG